Messenger RNA from Penicillium argentinense, 3291 nucleotides. Its product is annotated as putative phosphatidylserine decarboxylase Psd2. Gene Ontology annotation, molecular function: calcium ion binding; phosphatidylserine decarboxylase activity. Gene Ontology annotation, biological process: phospholipid biosynthetic process. The transcript is spliced from 7 exons. The coding region runs from base 1 to 3291 and encodes 1096 amino acids. NCBI's taxonomy places the organism in Eukaryota, Fungi, Ascomycota, Eurotiomycetes, Eurotiales, Aspergillaceae. The record is from RefSeq and is a predicted model, not a curated record.
AUGGUCCGGCUGCCGCUCCCGCAGCGCCUCAGCUCGCAUCUGUCCGCCCGCAGCACGAGCUCGACCCCGGGCCAGAGCAGAAGCACAAGUCCCAUGCGGUCGGCCGAAUCAAAGCCCCUGCUACUGAAGGUCACGGUAAUUCAAGGACGCAACCUGGCUCCUAAAGACCGAGGUGGCACAAGUGACCCGUAUCUGGUGGUGACAUUGGGAGACGCGCGACAGUCCACGCCCACAAUAUCGAAGACUUUAAAUCCGGAAUGGAACGUGUCAUUUGAAAUGCCCGUGGUGGGCGUACCGUUGUUGGAGUGUAUCUGUUGGGACCACGAUCGGUUUGGCAAGGAUUAUAUGGGCGAGUUCGACAUUGCGCUGGAAGACAUCUUCUCGGACGGCCAAAUCAACCAGCAGCCAAAAUGGUACAAUCUCAAGUCGAAACGGCUCUCCAGCCGUUCGAACCGGAAGAAGAAGAAGAAGGACAGCACUGUAUCAGGCGAGAUUCUGUUGCAUUUCUCUCUUUCGGACUCCGCAAACCCGAGCGCCUCCCCUGCAGAUACUUAUCGCAAAUUCCGGAACCUGGUAUGCAUUGGCGAGGAAGAUGACCAGAUUGACAACAUCCCGGCGGCCGAACUCGAGGAGCUGGAGCAGGACGAGGACCGCGAUGAAGAGACUUCGGAUGAGACCGAUGAUCCGACCAAGCCAGAAGUUGUGGAAAAGCGUCGGAGGCGACUUAGGCUAGCUCGUCUGCGCCGCAAGUCUCUGGCGGCCCGAGCAUAUCAAUUUUCGGGUUCGGGAACUGGAGUUCGAGGCAUUGUGUUCAUGGAAAUUAUUCGCGUCACCGACCUUCCCCCUGAAAAAAAUGUUACUCGGACUUCAUUUGACAUGGACCCCUUUGUCGUGACAUCGCUUGGAAGGAAAACACUGAGAACGCCGGUCGUGCGCCAUAAUUUGAACCCGAUCUACCAUGAGAAAAUGGUGUUCCAGGUCAUGCGACACGAACAUACCUACACAAUGAGUUUCACGGUGAUGGACCGGGACAAAUUCUCAGGCAAUGACUUCGUUGCAUCUGCAAACUUCCCCCUACAGACUCUCAUCCAAUCUGCUCCCGAGGCCGACCCUGAAACGGGUCUAUAUCACUUUGUGGAGCUGGAUGAACCGAGCCCUGCAGCCAAAUACAGUCCUCGAUUUGCAGUCAGCCCUUCGCCAUCUUCGCAGAACCUCACCAGAAUGGCUCGGCCUGCGCUGAAAUCGCGCAGUUCGGCUUCGUCUGUGACAACUCAGUUUGUUUCUGAUCUGGCCAACAAGCUUACGCCGACAUCUGUACCUGAGGAUCCGACCACAGAAUCAAGCAGUAGUUCCACACUGCAAGUUCCAAGCACGUCUACCGAGACAGGCCAAACAAUUUCUGAACCUUUGCCUCCUGCUGAUGACGAGGGCCUACGGACAUACACAAUUCCUCUGACUUUGAAGAAUCGAGACCGCUGGGAAGAUAAACAUUCGCCUGUCUUGCAUGUCAAGGCGAAAUAUUUGCCUUACAGUGCCUUGCGACAGCAAUUCUGGCUCCUUAUGCUGAAGCAGUAUGACGCCGAUGACAGUGGCCGUAUCGAUAAAGUUGAGAUGACCACCAUGCUGGAUACCUUGGGCUCUACUCUGAAGGAAUCAACGAUCGACAGCUUUUUCGAGCGAUUCAGUGCCGAGAAUGAGCCCAACGAAACUGUCGAUCUGACCUUCGACCAGGCAGUGGUUUGCCUCGAAGACACAUUGCAAGCUCUACAGAAGAAAAAUUCUGUACCCGUUGUUACCCAGAGAUCCCCCAUGGGACCGUCAUCCGUCGGCAGUCAAGAAAGUGAGGAGCCAUCUAGCAGCGAUGAGCUCGCUUUAGAAUCCAACACCGCCAUUUCGUCCACCGCUAAUCCCUAUGGAACAGCUGUUCCGACAUUGAAUAGUGAGGAGCAGCCCAGCUCGAAUGAGGACGACCUCCAGCCCGAUGAUCUCGGAGAUGAGAGGGGUGAGGAACAUGUAGUCGAAAUCCGCGAAUGCCCGCUUUGCCACCAACCUCGUCUCUCAAAGCGAUCAGAUGCUGACAUUAUCACUCACAUUGCUACUUGCGCUAGCCGCGACUGGCGCCAAGUUGACAACUUGGUUAUGGGCGGAUUUGUCACAUCGAGCCAGGCACAGCGCAAAUGGUACUCGAAGGUCAUCACGAAGAUCUCAUACGGCGGUUAUAGACUUGGAGCGAAUUCGGCGAAUAUUCUGGUCCAGGAUCGAAUCACAGGUCAGAUCAACGAGGAACGCAUGAGUAUCUAUGUCCGUCUCGGAAUCCGACUACUUUACAAGGGUCUCAAGAGCAAGGACAUGGAAAAGAAGAGAAUUCGCCGUGUGCUGCGUUCUCUGAGUAUCAAACAGGGUCGAAAGUACGAUGACCCGGCAUCUGCCGCGCAGAUCCAGGACUUCAUCAACUUCCACCAGCUGGACAUGUCCGAGGUCCUGCUCCCUAUUGAGAAGUUCCGCAAUUUCAACGAGUUUUUCUACCGUGCCUUGAAGCCCGAUGCUCGCCCUUGCUCUGCUCCCGAUGAACCCAAGAUCGUCGUGUCUCCUGCCGACUGUCGCUCGGUGGUCUUCGAUCGGAUUGAUGAGGCUACCAGCAUCUGGGUUAAGGGCCGAGAAUUUUCGGUCGAGAGACUCCUUGGUGAUGCCUAUCCACAGGAUGCAGCCCGUUACCGCAAUGGUGCUGUAGGCGUAUUCCGCCUUGCGCCGCAAGACUACCACCGUUUCCACGUCCCCGUUGACGGAGUUAUGGAUGAGCCGAAGACCAUCGAAGGAGAGUAUUAUACUGUCAAUCCGAUGGCCAUCCGCUCGGCUCUUGACGUCUAUGGCGAGAAUGUGCGUAUUCUUGUACCUAUCGAUUCCGUGGCCCACGGUCGCGUGAUGGUCAUCUGUGUGGGAGCCAUGAUGGUCGGUAGCACUGUCAUUACGCGCAAAAAGGGUGAAAAGGUUGCUCGAGCAGAAGAGCUUGGAUACUUCAAGUUCGGUGGCUCUACCCUUCUUGUCUUGUUCGAGGAAGGCAUGGUCAACUUUGACAGUGACCUCGCGGACAAUUCCAAGGGCCCCUUGGAGACACUGAUUCGAGUUGGCAUGUCUGUCGGUCACAGCCCUGACGUUCCUCAGUUCGAACCAGACAUGCCGAAGAGAGCAGAAAACAUCACUGCAGAAGAAAUGCAAGAAGCCAGGCGGCGCAUUGAAGGUAGCUUGGCAACCCCAAGUGAGCCGGCCUCCAUGGCUGCUAGCAUUAAGUGA